AGUAAAAAUAAUAAUAACAUGCCAGCGACUACUUCAUUAAUUCAACAUAAAAAAUCACGCUCAACUAAACCUAAACUAUUCCAAUGUACUGGGUUUGGUUCAUGUCAAAUGGUGUUUACUCGUUCAGAACAUUUAGCGAGACAUACUCGAAAGCAUACGGGAGAAAAGCCUUUUCUUUGUGUAGUACCUGGUUGUACUAGAAGAUUUAGCAGGUUUGAUAACAUGAUGCAACACACACAAACACAUAAAACUACGCGUAGUAAAUCACCUUCAUCCAUCAUUUCAUCAUCCUCAUCCGUUACAUCAAUAUCAUCCUCUGCAUCAACAAUAUCAUCGAAUACAUAUGAACCUGAAAAUACACCUGAAUUUAUCACCCAACAACAACAUAGCCUUCACGCUGACUCUUCCGAUGAGGAAGGUCCCAUCAUUUCUUCACCAUCACCAAAGCCUUUAUUAAAAGAACUUCACUUGACACAGGAUGAAUUUGAGGCUCUUCAGGGCUUUGGUAGAUUUAAACACACACCCAUCUUCAUUGACUCCUUCCGAGACUUAGCGUCUGUAGUCUACAUCGAGCCUAAUCCAGUUCGCUUUGCUACUGAUCAAUCUUAAAACCCUUUCUCUCUUAUCAUGAUUAUACACAUAAAAACACUUCUUUUUCAUAUUCUCUUCUUAUUAUAUAAUAUUCUUUUUCCCUUCUUGUAACUUAUUUCUCCUUUUUAUUAAAAAAAAAAUUUCCUGUCAUUAAAAAAAAU
Mucor mucedo is the source of this 752-nucleotide messenger RNA. RefSeq lists its product as uncharacterized. Bases 19 to 609 code for a protein of 196 amino acids. The transcript has 2 exons. NCBI's taxonomy places the organism in Eukaryota, Fungi, Mucoromycota, Mucoromycetes, Mucorales, Mucoraceae. The record is from RefSeq and is a predicted model, not a curated record. Gene Ontology annotation, molecular function: RNA polymerase II cis-regulatory region sequence-specific DNA binding; DNA-binding transcription factor activity, RNA polymerase II-specific. Gene Ontology annotation, biological process: regulation of transcription by RNA polymerase II. Gene Ontology annotation, cellular component: chromatin.